UCUGGGGACUAGCUUAGCGUCACAGCACACCUUCCCUGCUUGCUAGGUGUUGCUUUUCUGACGAAUUAGACAUGAAAGUCGUCGUCUAUGCUGAAAUUGCUGGGCAUGUCCGAAAUGUAACCAUCGACGUGAAGGCGUCUGAUAGGGUGGAGACUGUCGUGCAAAAAUACGCAGAGACCGUUGGAAAGAGAAAAUCUCCGUUUCGAGGUGGUCAUCCUGUCUUAUUCUCCGAGUCCGGAGUCGCUCUUGACCCGAAUGAAGAGCUUGGAGACCUAAACAUAAAGGAUGGAACGACUUUGUUUCUCAGAGUGCAGUCACGAAAAGAUUCAAUCACACAUCGUUGCAAGUAUUGUCUCUGUGUCUCUUUUUUGGCAUUGUUGGCUUCUGUUGGUGGGGUUGUGGCUGUUGUUCUUUUGCAAGAAUACUGGAACGCUUCCAGUCACCAUUAUCAGUAUGGAAUUGUGAUUGAUGCUGGUUCGAGUCACACGAGUCUCAAGGUUUAUCGUUGGCCUGGAGAUAAAAAGAAUGACACUGGGGUUGUUAAACAGCACAAACACACUUGCCACAGUGAUGGUGGAGCAAUAUCACAAUAUGUUAAUAAUCCAAAUGAAGCGGGCCCUUCACUGAAAAACUGUUUGGAUAAUGCCAUGGACUUGAUUCCACAUAACAAGCAGAAAGAUUCACCUAUAUUUUUGGGUGCUACAGCUGGAAUGAGAAUGCUAAAUGAAUCAAAUACGAAAGUAGCCACGGAAAUUCUGCAGUCUGUUCGAAAUUUUAUUGCUUCAUAUCCGUUUGACUUUAAGCCCGAGCAGGCCCGUAUUAUCAGUGGAGAUGUCGAGGGAGUAUCUGGCUGGAUAACCAUCAAUUAUCUGUUAGACAACUUCUUUCCUUCAUCGACAAUGUCAAGGAUAAUGAGAGCUGCUGGCUUUGGUAGUUCCAACCCAAUGUCUGGUGCUCUUGAUUUGGGUGGUGCCUCGGAACAGAUAACUUUUGUUCCACAAAGUCCUCCAUUGAAAGGUGGAAUCAACCUGCGUUUGUAUGGUCAAGAUUACACUGUCUAUACACACAGUUAUUUGUGCUACGGACGAAAUGAAGCAAAUAGACAGCUUUUGGCACAACUGGUGAAGGCUUCAAAUUAUAGUACUACGAUAACAAAUCCAUGUGCUCAAAAGGGAUACAUUGGUGAAGCAAAUUCAUCGGACGUGUUUAAAGAACCUUGUACAGCCAAUAGUGACAAAAGAGAUCAAUUGCCUGAUAGUUUUAGGUUCACUGGGUCUGGUGAUGUUAUGUCAUGUGCAGCCGCUAUCAAGGCCCUUUUCCCUACUACACAUUGUCCUAAUGAGCCUUGUGGCAUUGGAGGUGCAUACCAGCCAACUCCAGUUGGUUUGUUCCAUGCAUUUUCGGGGUUUGCUGAUGCUGCUGGCUACCUAAACAUUAGUGGAACAGCAGAUUUGAGCAAUUUUCAAGCUGCUGCAAAUCGGAUAUGUCAAAUGGAUUGGCAAGAAAUUGAAAAAGAAGACUUUUCUGAUGACAGUUUGAGGAAUAUGUCAUGCUUUCUGGCACAGUACAUAUAUUAUGAUCUGACUACUGGUUUGAAGAUCAACAGUCGAGGAGGAUCAGUUAGCUUCUUAGAUGAAAUUGAUGACACUCACUUGGGUUGGACACUUGGUUUUAUGAUCAAUGCUACUAACAUGCUGCCCAGCGAAAUGCCACAUUUGAUGUCAACCGCGCUGUUUGCUGAACUAUUGGCUGCAUUUGGCUUGCUUACCUUCAUUAUUUUGUUUUGCCUCUUGGCUUAUUUUGUACGGAGAAAGUGCAGCGAUCACGGCGGGUAUGUUGCAUUGACAGAUCUUCCAUAGGAUGCAGCAAUGAAGAAGCAGUGACAACAAAAUGAGUUGCUAUGACAUAGAUAACAAUAAUUGACAGAUAGUGGAAGUGGUACAUCAAUCCUUGUCUUGUUGAAGUUGGCAUAGUUCAUUGGUGUAUCAGAUGCCAUGUUGUAUUGCGCAGUCAAUACUUAUUAUAUUGCUACUAAAUGGUACAUUGGUAAAUGGUGAUAGAAAUGUGAAAUGAAA
Messenger RNA from Corticium candelabrum, 2075 nucleotides. Its product is annotated as ectonucleoside triphosphate diphosphohydrolase 2-like. The transcript is spliced from 10 exons. Gene Ontology annotation, molecular function: protein binding; hydrolase activity. Gene Ontology annotation, cellular component: plasma membrane. Bases 72 to 1859 code for a protein of 595 amino acids. The record is from RefSeq and is a predicted model, not a curated record. NCBI's taxonomy places the organism in Eukaryota, Metazoa, Porifera, Homoscleromorpha, Homosclerophorida, Plakinidae.